CGCGCUCUUCUAUGCACGGAACGCGUAUUUUGUUUUCGCGCCAAAAGUUUUUCGACACAGAUUAACAAACCGCGGAAAAUGUAUACAAAUAAAAGUAGUGUUUUGUUUUUUUUUUGAAGAAAUUGGUAAUAACUUUGGUGUUUGUUGAUUUGUGCGUGUUUUUGUAAUAAAUAUGUAACAGCGAAGAUAAUAACGGGGAGCGGCGAUAGUGCAACCUCUUUCUUUUCGCUUCAUUUUUAAAUUCAGUGUUCGAUUUUCGAAUCUGUGCUGUGUGCUGCCAGUUUUAUUUUUAAAUCGCGAGUGCAAUAAAAACUUUUUGGAGUAUUGUUCACAAAUUCCUGUUCCAUUUGACAGUUACGAGUGUAUUGUGUUGGUGCGUGUGUGCGUGUAUAAUGUCAGAGUAUGGGUGAGCCAACCAUUCACAAGACCUGCGUUCGGGUGAACUCGGCUGAUGACAGCUCGAGGGACGAAGUUGACCAUGACUUGCCAAAGAGAAAUCCUUUUAUACGGGGCUCAGACCCGCGCAUCGCGACGUGCCGAGGCCGGCUGCAGACGCGCCGCUGCCAACUCAACCAGGAGAUCAACAAAGAGCUGCGCUUGAGGGCCGGCGCUGAGAACCUAUUCAAGGCAACCACAAACAGAAAACUACGUGAGACAGUUGCGUUAGAACUCAGCUUCGUGAACUCAAACCUGCAGCUGUUGAAAGAGCAACUGGCGGAAUUGAACUCCUCUGUGGAAUUAUACCAAAACGACAGCAAAGAAUGCGUCAUGCCUAUGAUACCUCUUGGGCUCAAGGAGACAAAAGAAGUGGACUUCAGAGAGCCCUUCAAAGAUUUCAUUCUGGAACAUUACAGUGAAGAUGCUGCGACGUAUGAAGACGCCAUAUCCGAUUUCAUGGAUAUGAGACAGGCUAUACGGACCCCAGUUCGGUCAACAGCAGGAGUAGCUCUGCUCUUCAAAUACUAUAACCAGCUGUACUAUAUCGAGAGACGGUUCUUCCCGCCUGAUAGAUCUUUGGGCGUGUACUUCGAAUGGUUCGACUCUUUGACAGGAGUACCCUCAUGUCAAAGGACGGUAGCUUUCGAAAAAGCCUGCGUACUGUUCAAUAUAGCUGGCAUAUACACACAGAUUGGAGCGAAGCAGGACCGGCACACGUGCGCGGGGCUGGACGGCGCGGUGGACGCGCUGCUGCGCGCGGCCGGCACGCUGCGCUACAUACACGAGAACUUCACCAACGCGCCCUCCGUCGACCUCGCCGCGCACACGCUACUCGUGCUCGGCACUCUUAUGACUGCGCAAGCCCGCGAGUGCCUCUUCGAGAAGCUGCAGCUGCAGGCGCGCGAGGCGUGCAGCGGCCGCGACCGCGAGCUGUGCGACGACCUGCACAUGUGCCUCGACCUCGCGCAGGAGAGCGCGCAGCUCGCGCACACCUACCGCCAGCUCUACGAUAAGAUGCAAACAGACGGCGUGUUCAACUACGUGCCCUACUCCUGGGUGUCGCUGGUGCACGUGAAGUCGGAGUUCUACAAAGCGCUGGCGCACCAGCACUGCGGCGCGGGCCUGCUGCACGCCAGCGCGCCGCGCCUCGCGCGCGACCGCCUCGCCGCGCUCUACGCGACCGACUGCAACCAGAACGGCUCCCUGUCGAGCUUCAAGUACGACGAGGACAUCGACCACGUGGCGCUGGGCCGCGCGCACUCCGCCGAGGCGCUCGCGCUGUACGACGAGGCGCUGCGCUUGCAGAGGAUGUGCCGCGAGCUCCGCGGCAAGGAGGCGCUGGCGCGCGUGGUGUGCGCGCACCGCGAGCGCGCCGCCUGCGACAAGCGCGAGCCCGACUUCGCCGAGCUGCUCGACGUGCCCGACAUCCUGCCGGCUUCAAAGUUCCAACUAGCGCUCACUCCUCCCGACUUCUCUCAACACCGGGUGGACGACCUUUUCAAAUCCCUCGGCCCCAUAGCGGUGUUCUCAGCGAAACGACACUGGAGCGCGCCCCGCUUGCUGCAACUACAGAAGCACACAGACACACGCCGACGGACGGACAGACAGAAGAAACGGGACCGAUCCGAAGACAACAGCACGUACUACAGUCGAGACGAGAAAUUCGACUACGAAGUGACCAAACAAAAUGGCGUCUAUAUAAACAGCUUCGAGAAUAUCGACUACCAUCCGAAGGUGAUUGAGUAUGGGAAGAGUAGGAGGGAGUUGAGGCGAGUCGCGAGUGAGUACAACGUGAGUGAGGAGGGGUUCGGGUUCUCCGUGAGAGGGGGGGCGCCCGUGGCUAUAGCUGCUGUGGAACCUAACUCGCUCGCUGAUAUGGCCGGUAUGCGGGAAGGAGAUUUCAUAAUCUCAAUAGGAGAUAAGGAUGUAAAAUGGAGCUCUCAUGAGGAAGUGGUGCACUUGAUACAACAGGCAAAGGAUUCUCUCACUCUGCGGUUGGCCACGCCCAUGGACAAGAACGCUGUGAAGGCGUCACCCGACACGAGCCGGCAGUCCAGCUCAACCAAUGGCUCAGUAUCCGCCGCAUCCACAUCGAGCGGUUCGACCGCCGCGACCAACCGCUCCGCCCGCCGCCUGCCUUCCUGGAACCCGUUCCGCCGGCACUCCGCGAGGGAACAACCGCAACAGACUAACGUCAUAUUCAGAUAGAUUCAAUAAAUAAAAAAAAUGGUGUUGUCUUUUAUUGCUGUCAGUUGGCAGUAAAUUGGCGGGAAUUAAAAAAAAAAAUUAUUGCUCGUUGGUGACAGUUGAGUUGCGGGAAAAAAUGUGUUCUUUAUUUGCUGUCAGUUGAGUUGGCAGGAAUGAUGCUCUGGGCUUGUGUAAAGAUAAAAAAAAAAUAUACUGCCACCUGUGAGUAUUGCAUUGGCUGGAAGAUUUUAAUACAGCUCAAAAAAUGUUAUUCGUAACAACUGUCAAUAACAGUACAUUGGCGUGAUCAUCUUUCUUUGAAAUGGAAAAUAAUAAAAUUUAGGAAAUAUAGCCUCCAUGAUCAUUAAAUCUAAUUGAAAUGUAUAAAUUUAUAUAAGGUAAUUACUGCAACAUACAUUAAGAUAAUCCUUAUACAAUUCGUUGGAAAUUAAAUAUAUUCUCCAUAGAGUAUCGUACACUAAGCAUAAGUAACCAAAACGAUUGUAUGUAAUUUAUUAUAUUUUGCUUUAACUGAAUAAAGCAACAUAAAAUAUAUUAAAUCCAAAUAUAAUAAGAAUAAUUUACUUCUGCUAUUACUAAAUUGUUGUAUUCUAUUAAUUUUUUUAUAAUUAAAUGAUUAAAUGUAUAUAAGUAGAGUUUAAAAAAAUAAUACUAAGGAAAAACAUUUCUACAUGUAUUUAUUCCUAAGAACUGAGCCUACUUUCGAAUAUUAUGUGUAAAAAUAUUUUUAAUUUAUAAAUAAAAUUAUAUUAAUGGAUUAACUUCUGUGAUUGGUAUGAUUAAUAUUUUGUAAAAAAAAUUUAAGAAGAAUAAAUUUAAAUGGCUAUGAAAAUCCAAAGUCGAUUAUUUAAUAUAAUCGCCUAUUAUUUUUGCUUUAUCACAAAACGUUGUACUUAAUAUUCUUAUGUUAUUUUUAUUAGCUAGGUAGUUGUUUUAAAAUGGUAUGAAAUAAAAUUUCUCUUUUUUUCAAUUUCAACUGUCGCAUCUUUAUUUCAUUUAAGACGUGCACAGUUGCCGAAAAAACGAAUUUAUUGUUUUGCGAGGCAGUCUAUAUUUUAUUAUUUUUGCUGGACACAGCUAUUUUAGAAAUUUCGUAUUAUAUAUGUUCCUUACUUUUCUUAUGCCCUAUCUAUUAAUCCAUCCAAAUGGGUAAUACUUUUAUAGUCCUUCUACGUUAUCUGUGCAAAGAAAUGUUGUAAAAAAAAAAUGCGCGAAAUAUAUUUUUGUUUUUUUAUUUCAUUUUUUUUUUCAUAGCUAUGUCCAGUAUUAAUACAGUUUCUCCACAUAUCAAUAUAAAUUUUAAGAAAAAUAUGGUUUUAUGUUUUGUUAUUUUAAAAAUAUAAAUGGAAUUAAUAUGUUUUGGAUGUGAUCGAUAUUAAAGUUUUAUUUUUUGUAAAGCAUUGAUCGCACCCAAAAAGACUACUAAUAUUAAUUUUAAGUGUAUAUCGUUGUAAUAUAUUUUAUAGUAUACCGAGAAUUGUAUAAAUUAUCACUGUAUAAAUUUUCGUGGUAAUUAAAGAUUGUUAAAAUAAAUUA
Zerene cesonia (dogface butterfly) is the source of this 4182-nucleotide messenger RNA. RefSeq names its product rhophilin-1 (gene Rhp). Gene Ontology annotation, molecular function: protein binding. The record is from RefSeq and is a predicted model, not a curated record. The coding region runs from base 403 to 2646 and encodes 747 amino acids. Lineage: Eukaryota; Metazoa; Arthropoda; Insecta; Lepidoptera; Pieridae. Gene Ontology annotation, biological process: signal transduction; negative regulation of stress fiber assembly. The transcript is spliced from 15 exons.